Molecule: messenger RNA, 568 nt
Organism: Mitosporidium daphniae
Lineage: Eukaryota; Fungi; Microsporidia
Exons: 1
Source: RefSeq, a predicted model, not a curated record
AUGAAACAAAUAAUAGCAAGCAUUUUGUAUUUUUCCGUUCUAGCAAUUUAUGCACAAGAAAUUGACAUUAAGAAAAAUGAUAUAUUGAUUAAUGGUAAGGUAGUGGGUAAAGUGGAAAAUAGAGAUGCCUGGGAUACUAUGAAAUUUUAUGAUAAUAACGGAGUAUUGCGUUUUAUGAUUCUACCCAAAAAAGUGGAGUUUCAGAAUAAUAUUAAUUAUUGGAACUUAUAUACUCAUCCACAAUCAAGAAAAAUAGUUGAAUUGUUAAAAAAACAUGCUCGACUUUUCAAACCUAAAUUAGGAGAAUCCGAAGUUUUGGUUAAGUUUGGUAUCUUGUCCGAAAAUGGCUUUAAUGAAGAUUCUAUCCAAUUUUUCUUUGAUCAAAAUGGUGGGAGAAUGAAUUCAGAUAAAGAUAAAGCGGAUAUUGCUCGCAAUCAUGAAAUGGAAAAAGGCGCAUCGGUGCAGGCAGAGAUAGCCAAAGCCAAUGCAAAAUAUAGCGAUGGAAUUUAUCGUUCACAAAAAUUGUCUAAUGUAGUUUUGAAAAUUCAAGAGAUCGGAAGAGCGUCGU